Molecule: messenger RNA, 1479 nt
Organism: Sphenostylis stenocarpa
Lineage: Eukaryota; Viridiplantae; Streptophyta; Magnoliopsida; Fabales; Fabaceae
Source: the annotation of a GenBank genome assembly
AUGGCCACAUAUGCCACCACCACCUUGUUCCUUCUCCUUGCCAUGGCCGCCACCACUACCACCACCCUUUGCCUCCGAGAAAAGGGUGUCCUCCAAAUGGCCCAAAAUCAUGUUUCUCAAGCCAAGAAUUGGGUUGCAAACUCUUUGAGAUUGAAUGGGUUUGGAAGCCAAAGCCUGAGCCUUUCUGACCAAACAAGUGCUGUACAUGUAGCCCUUAGAGACUGUGCCAAGCUCUAUGAGGAGAGUGAGUUUAGGCUCUCUCACAUGAUGUCUCAAAACAGCAGAUACACCAAAGAAGAUGCACUCACAUGGAUAAGUGCUGUGAUGACAAAUCACAGGACUUGUUUGGAUGGUUUGCAAGAAAAAGGGUAUGUCCAAGCUCAGGUUCUGGAUAGAAACUUGACCAUGUCGCUUAAGCAAGCUCUUGUUUUGUAUUCAAGGAAUAAAGACAUAGCCAAAGGACCACAGGGAACAAUAUCAGAAUCAAGCUCUGGUAUUCUAGAAUCAUGGAGUGAAACAAGCUAUAAACCAGACUUCACAGUGGCAGAGGAUGGUUCAGGGAGCCACAGAACAAUACAAGCAGCAGUGAAUGCACUUGCUGCAAUGGGACACAACCGUCCUGCAAGAGCAAUCAUACAUGUAAAAUCUGGGGUCUAUAAUGAGAAGGUGCAAAUUGGAGAGAAACUGCAUGAUGUGAUGCUUGUAGGAGAUGGCAUAGACAAAACUAUUGUUACUGGCAACAGAAAUGUUGUUCAAGGUUCUUCCACUAUGGGCUCAGCCACAUUUGAUGUAUCAGGGGAUGGAUUUUGGGCGAGAGACAUGACAUUUGAGAACACUGCAGGGCCAGAAAAACACCAAGCAGUGGCAAUCAAGGUUAGUUCAGACUUAUCAGUCUUCUAUAGGUGUAGCUUCAGAGGCUACCAAGACACUCUUUACGUGCACUCAAAUCGCCAAUUCUACCGUGACUGUCACAUAUAUGGCACCAUAGAUUUCAUAUUCGGGGAUGCCACAGUGGUGCUACAGAACUGUGACAUCUUAGUGAGGAAGCCAAUGAGCCACCAAUCGAACUUCAUCACAGCACAAGGAAGAGAUGACCCGUACAAGAACACUGGGAUUGCCAUCCAUGGUUGCAGGGUUAGAGCAGCAUCAGAGUUUGUGACCCUAAAGGAUUCUUACGAGACAUUCCUUGGAAGGCCUUGGAAGAAGUACUCAAGGACUGUGUACCUGAAGAGUGACUUGGAUGGGCUGAUUCAGCCAAGAGGGUGGGGUGAAUGGAGUGGAAACUUUGCACUCUCAACUUUGUUCUAUGGAGAGUAUAUGAACACCGGAAAUGGUGCCUCUACACAAAAUAGGGUAAGUUGGCCUGGUUUUCAUGUUCUGAGGAGUGCCACUGAGGCCUCACCCUUCACAGUGAGCCAAUUUCUGCAAGGAGAAAGGUGGAUUCCUGCUACAGGGGUGCCAUUCUCUUCUGGAAUAUGA